Molecule: messenger RNA, 5619 nt
Organism: Ictidomys tridecemlineatus (thirteen-lined ground squirrel)
Lineage: Eukaryota; Metazoa; Chordata; Mammalia; Rodentia; Sciuridae
Gene: Lmln
Product: leishmanolysin like peptidase
Biological process (GO): proteolysis; cell adhesion
Cellular component (GO): cytoplasm; membrane
Molecular function (GO): metalloendopeptidase activity
Source: RefSeq, a predicted model, not a curated record
GGCGUCACGCACUCCAUGGUAACGACGCGGCCGAAGAUGGCGGCCGAGUGGGGUGGACGAGUGUGUUACUCCGGGUCGGGCCCGGCUCCUAGCCGGUGGCGCUGGAGUGCUUCUUUGUGCGUCAGAGGAGUUUUACUACUGUUAGGCGGCCUGCCGGCAAGCACCACGUCUAUUCCCAUCUCCGUGGGCACCUCGCCGCCCUGCCGGCACCACGUCCCCUCUGACACGGAGGUUAUAAAUAAGGUUCAUCUUAAGACAAAUCAUGUUGUAAAGAGAGAUGUUGAUGAACAUUUAAGAAUUAAGACUAUCUAUGAUAAAAGUAUUGAAGAGUUGCUCCCUGAAAAAAGAUACCUUGUAAAGAACAAACUUUUCCCGCAAGCUAUUUCUUAUUUAGAGAAGACUUUUCAGGUUCGUAGACCUGCUGGCACUAUCUUACUUAGCAGACAAUGUGCAACAAACCAAUACCUGCGGAAAGAAAAUGAUCCUCAUAGAUACUGUACUGGUGAAUGUGCACCACAUACAAAGUGUGGACCAGUUAUUGUGCCUGAGGAACAUCUCCAGCAAUGUAGGGUUUGCCGAGGGGGUAAAUGGCCCUGUGGAACAGUGGGUAUGCUGGAUCAAGAGGGUGUCCGAGAUGCAGACUUUGUCCUUUAUGUUGGUGCUCUGGCUACUGAGAGAUGCCGCCAUGAAAACAUCAUCUCUUAUGCAGCCUAUUGUCAGCAGGAAGCAAAAAUGGACAGGCCAAUAGCAGGAUAUGCUAACCUGUGUCCAAAUAUGAUCUCUACCCAGCCUCAGGAGUUUAUUGGGAUGCUGUCCACAGUGAAACAUGAGAUUAUUCAUGCCCUGGGUUUCUCUGCUGGGCUUUUUGCAUUCUACCAUGAUAAAGAUGGAAACCCUCUAACUUCAAGGUUUGCAGAUGGUCUCCCGCCUUUUAAUUACAGUCUUGGAUUAUAUCAGUGGAGUGAUAAAGUAGUUCGAAAAGUGGAAAGAUCAUGGAACAUUCGAGAUAAUAAGAUAGUUCGUCACACUGUGUAUCUGCUAGUAACACCUCGUGUUGUUGAUGAAGCACGAAAACAUUUUAAUUGUCCAAUUCUAGAAGGAAUGGAACUUGAAAAUCAAGGUGGUAUGGGCACUGAACUCAACCAUUGGGAAAAACGGUUAUUAGAGAAUGAAGCAAUGACUGGUUCUCAUACCCAGAACCGAGUCCUCUCUCGAAUCACUCUGGCAUUAAUGGAGGACACUGGCUGGUAUAAAGCAAAUUACAGCAUGGCUGAGAAGUUAGACUGGGGCCGAGGAAUGGGCUGUGACUUUGUCAGGAAGAGCUGUAAGUUCUGGAUUGAUCAGCAGAGACAAAAAAGGCAGGUGCUGAGCCCGUACUGUGACACACUCAGAAGUAAUCCAUUGCAAUUAACUUGCAGACAAGACCAGAGAGCAGUUGCAGUGUGUAAUUUGCAGAAGUUUCCUAAACCUUUGCCACCAGAAUAUCAGUACUUUGAUGAACUCAGUGGAAUACCUACAGAAGAUUUGCCUUAUUAUGGUGGGUCAGUAGAAAUUGCUGACUAUUGCCCUUUCAGUCAGGAAUUCAGUUGGCACUUAAGUGGUGAAUAUCAACGCAGCUCAGAUUGUAGAAUAUUAGAAAAUCAACCAGAAAUUUUUAAAAACUAUGGUGCUGAAAAGUAUGGACCCCAUUCAGUUUGUCUAAUCCAGAAGUCGGCAUUUGUCAUGGAAAAGUGUGAGAGGAAGCUGAGUUACCCAGACUGGGGAAGUGGAUGUUAUCAGAUUUCUUGUUCUCUUCAAGGUCUAACGGUUUGGGUCCAAGAUACUUCAUAUUUAUGCAGCCGGGCUGGACAGGUCCUCCCUGUCAGUAUUCAGAUGAAUGGUUGGAUUCAUGAGGGAAACCUGCUCUGUCCAUCAUGCUGGGAUUUCUGUGAGCAGUGUCCUCCAGAGACAGAUCCCCCAGUGGCUAACCUGACUCGAGCUCUUCCACUGGAUCUCUGUUCCUGCUCCUCCAGCCUGGUGGUCACCCUCUGGCUUCUGCUAGGCAAUCUGUUUCCUCUGCUGGCUGGAUUUCUUCUCUGUGUAUGGCACUAGGAAUGGAAAAGUGAAAUUUAAAGAAAAGUGAAUUCUCAACUCCUUUAUCUCGUAUUCCUGUGAACAAAGCACAAAAUCUGGGCAAGCGUGAACCUGUGCAAAAAUGGUAGAAGUGGCAUUCCUGACUUUGGCUUGGGCCUGUUGACUACGAUGGACCUUGAAGCAAAACUUCACAGCAGUCGCUCCUCAUCAACUACCCAGCCACCUCAAAGAUUGGAGAAGGAGAAGGAAUUACAAGUCACCACAUCUUGUACUUCAAGAUACAUAAUCUCCCUGAAGUUUUCUUUUGAAAACAGGAUAAUUGGUGAAAUUCCCAGAGUGAUUACAUACCUCAGCAUUUUCAUUAGCCUAAUUGAUAAGCAAGUUCAUCAUGGACACCACAGUAACAUAUAAUAGCCAAUUAUUACAAAAUUGUAAGUUGUGGAUCUUGCCCUCAGAAGUAUCAGUUGCCCUUUAAUUUACAGAAAAUAAUGAAUUAAAAUUUCUAUAUCACUAUUACACUUAUUUUAAAUUUGAUGGCUGUACGUGUAGUAUACUUUUAUUUGCCUUAGUUUAGUUUGAUUUGAUUUUGGUUUCAAGACAGGGUCUCAGUAUAUUGCCCAGGCUGGCUUUUAGCUGGCAAUCUUCCUGCCUCAACUUCCCAAGUAGCUGGGAUAGAGGCUUGUGCCAUCAUGCCCCACUUGUCCAUAGUACAUUUGUAUCAUUGUUCUCAUUGUUUGUCCUGAAGAGUUUUAAACUGUUUUACUAAGUCUUGUGAUUUCAUUCCGCUUGCCUUUUUUGCCAGCUGUGUAGCAGUCUACUACUGAACUGUUAUCAGUGUAUCGUUAACCCUGUCUACUCACCGAUCUUCAGUGCUCAGCUUCCAUUUCAUUGUCCAUUAACUUAAUAAUGACUCCAAAAAAUGUGGAAGCAGAGAGAGUAAAAUACACUGCCCUGCAAAAACGUUGAAGAUGUGCAACCAGAAGAAAAAAUUGUUGUACAUUUUUCAGGUAUUAGUUAUGACAACUGUAAUCCAAUGAAGCAAAACCAUUUAUUUUAUCCCUUUUGAACAAUGUAGAUGAAAGGAAAUUGUGUUAUAAACCUGUAUGUGGUUAUUUUCAGUGGACUAAAAUUGUUCGGGAAGAAUUUAGAAUACCUGAAAAAUUUUUUAUGAAUAAGAUGAAAACUGUAUCUUUUACCUCCUGCUUUUGAUAACUCUCUUACCACAUGGAUUUUGUGAAAUAAUUCUACUGUGGUACCAGAGCACCAACCCCAUUUAGCGAUUCCUCUUUGAAAUUUCUUUAAUGAGAGGCGAUGCCCGGUUUUUCUCUCUAAAGCUAAUAAGUUCUGUAGCAUUAAAAAUUCAACCCUUGAAGGAAGCUUGUUUAGAAAUUGUGCUAAAUGAGCAAAGCAGCAUAGCUACUGUUUUGGCAGUCCCAUAUAAAGGAAAGUUACUUUUUGAAAUACAUAAAUCUAAAGUAUAUGUUUGCAUGAGAUAUAAAUUGGAGGUAUUUGUGGUAUUUGUCAUUGUGAAAACUGGGGCCCCAAACAUAGUUAAUUUUAGUUUAAGAGAAAGAGUGGUCUGCUGGACAACACUCAGUAUUAUACAUCCAUUAAAUUAUGCAAGGUGAGAGAUAAGUAGAGUAUAUUUUUAAAUAAAUGUAUAAUUAUCUAAACUUACAUACCUAUUAUGAUUAUGUAUCACCCCACAAAGUUGUAUAAAGAACUUCACCAAAAAAUCAAAUGGAUUAAUAAUAUAUUUGAGAUUCACAGUGCUAGGUUUGACUAUAUUUUGACUGUUGUGCAGUAAUGCCAUUAGGUAGUAUUGUUUCCAAGCAUGGUGCUUUUUAUACUUGAAAUAUAUCUUUGCUUUAUUUUUUGAUAUAAUUAUAUUUGCACUGAUGACUUUAUGAAGAAAAUAUUAUGGAUGACAUUUUUUGUAUAUAUAUUUAUUAAGCUUGGAAUCUGGUGGCCCAGUGUUUUCUCUGCACAAACAUGAAAUGUGAUGGAGUAUGAGAUUAAGAAAUUGUGAGUUCCUGAAGGUUACUAACUGUAUUGAUGUCUCCCUUUCUCUUCAGUAAAGCUUAAUCAAGGUUGUUUAUAACUGAUUCUGCAUAGUGUACUUAGCAAGACUUAGAAGGACACUGAUCCUGUAAGAAAUUUUAAGAGAGACAUUUUAGUCUCUUAGAAUAUGACAAUUUUGAAGCAAAAACUUUUAAAAUCUGAGACAAUGCAGAAAUAUUAGUCUAAAAUUCAGCUGUGAACUGAAGAAUUUGAAAUUGCAUACAUGCUGGUAUUCUGUGGUGGUUAGGCCCUUCAUGUUAGGAAAAACAAAACCAGUUCCCUCUGUCAGAGAGAUGGAGUGGGCUGCAGCUGGGGUAGAAGUUAAGUGGAGCAGGGAAGAAGAAUGCAGAGCUGCUAAUUUGGGGACAAUGAACUAGAGUCCCCUCCCAAUUCAAAAAAGGUCAAGUGCUUAUAAAAAUUGACUACCUCGGUUUUCAGUUCAAACUUAGAUUCAUUUUGAUUGUUUUAAGGUCCCAGUUAUCAAAAAUAUCAUAAGAAUUUGUCUCAGGUUUUGAAGACCAGAAUUUCAGGAAGGAAAUAAAAGCCAUGUCAGUAGCCUUGAGCUGACAGCUUUAAAGAAACUGGCAAGCAGUUAGGUAGUCAUAAUGUAGUUCUCUCUGGUAUUUUCUCAGAAAACAUUCUUUUUCCUUGCUUUUUUCUUAAAAUCGGCAAACCUUACCUUUUUCCUAUAAGAUAUUUAUUUUUGUUAAGACCAAAUGGAUAUUCUAAAAAUGUUAAAAUAUGGUUAACAUAAGUUUUCAGUGUAUUUUGGCUUAGUUUAUCAAUAUUUAAAGUUGAAACCUAAUUUUUCGAUGUUUAAAUAGUUUUAGGAAGAUACAUAAAUAGAUAUUAUCAGAGUAUUCCAUAAAAUUUUAUUGAUGUGCUUUUCAGUGUGAGAAGACUUACUGUUUGAGGCCAUCUAAAAAACAAUUAGAUGAUUUCUCAGAAUCUUUCCAGCUGUAAUAUUCUAUGACUAAUUCUCAGCCACAUUGCUUGUCACCACUGGCUCUGAUCCACCUCCUGGAGUGUGCAGCCUUCAUGUUGUGCUCAUCACAGAGUCUUUGCUCAAUGCCUUACUGCUGUCCAUGUCUUUGGACACCUGUUGGACAGAGAAGAAUCUGUCUCUGAGGGCAGUUGAGUGACAAUCCCCAAAGAAGGAGACGGACUUAAGUCACAGCCCCACAGCCCUAUUUCAUAAUGGACACUGGUCAUUCCCACCAUGACCUUGCAGUCCAGGAGGAUGAACAUAUUUUGAUAGUCUAUAGUUUUCAUUCUGAAGAGAGAACUUUCUGAAAAGAAGGAAUUUUUUUUUAAUGUAUAUUGGGUCGGGGGGAGGGAAGGUAGUGUUGAAUUAUUUACUUUUAUGUUUAUACUUUUAAUAAGUAAAAUAGAAGAUUUGAAAAUUAUUCCUUAUUUAUAGUAAUGAACCUUAAGUGUAAUAUAUUCCUUAGAAAAAAACCAAUUUUAAUAAAAAAUGGAAACUAA